Messenger RNA from Lactuca saligna, 1272 nucleotides. The record is from the annotation of a GenBank genome assembly. NCBI's taxonomy places the organism in Eukaryota, Viridiplantae, Streptophyta, Magnoliopsida, Asterales, Asteraceae.
AUGGGUUAUCUUCCAUCUUCCUUCCUUCUUAUCAUCGUUUUCAUCGAGCUCUGUUUUCAUGGCUCCUCCAUCACACACUGGGAAGACGUACAAGCUCUCAAACAGUUCAGAAAUGGCGUCAAUUCCAACUCAGUGGGUCCCGGCUCCUGCUUAGCUUCCUGGGAUUUCUCCGUCGAUCCAUGUGACUCGCUCUCCGGCGAGAAAUUCACCUGUGGUUUCCGAUGCGACGCCGUGGUCUCCGGCGUUAGUAGAAUCACCGAGCUCACACUCGACCGGGCUGGUUACUCCGGUUCACUCGCGUCUUCAUGGAACCUUCCUUAUCUCCAGACAUUAGACCUCACUAGCAACUACUUCACCGGUUCCAUUCCCGGUGCUUUUUCCCGAUUAACUCGUUUGCAACGACUCAGUCUCUCUGGGAACUUGCUCAACGGGUCAAUCCCUGACUCGGUUGGGUCGCUACCCAACUCACUCGAGGAGCUUCUUCUCGACAACAAUAAUCUCCAGGGACCCAUUCCACGAUCUCUCAACGGUCUAAAGAAUUUAAAAAGACUCGAACUUCAAGGAAACAGACUCAGUGGCGAGUUCCCAGAGUUGACUCAACUCAGUCAACUUUACUUCCUUGACGCCAGCAACAACGCCAUUUCCGGCGACCUUCCCUCGACUUUCCCCAGCAACCUCAUUGAACUAGCCUUGAGAAACAACUCACUACAAGGGAAUAUUCCGGCGAAUUUACUCAAUAACUCGGUUUAUCUUCAAGUAUUAGACCUGAGUUACAACAAUCUCACUGGUUCCCUUCCACCGGAUCUUUUCACCCACCCUUCUUUAGAACAGCUGACUCUAGCAUACAACCAGUUCCGGUGGGUUCUUAUUCCGGCGAACUGGGGCCAGAACAGCGAGCUCAUAGCUGUUGAUUUGAGUAACAACGAUAUCCAUGGGUUCUUACCCGGAUUCUUGGGUUGGAUGCCGAAACUAUCCGCUUUAUCAUUGGAGAACAAUAAGUUUUCCGGUAUGAUUCCAACGCAGUAUGCGUUGAAGGCGGUGGCGGAGGAGGGUCAGGGAGGAGUAGCUCCGUUUGAGAGGUUGUUGUUGGGUGGGAACUACUUGUUCGGGUUGAUACCCGGCCCGUUAUUGCAGUUGAGAUCCGGGUCGGGUGUGACGAUCCGAUUAGGGGAUAAUUGUUUGUAUGAGUGCCCCGAAAGCUUUUACUUUUGUGGAGGAGGAAUACAGAAAAGUCUGAUGGAGUGCAAGGCUUUUACUCCCGUGAUCCCGUGA